CGGAAACAAAAUUUUUCACCCCUUGUCACACCGAGAAGAAUCUGGCUGAGAUACGAUACUGUUUGGGACGAUAAUAUACAUCGAUCGAUAAUACUCCAAACUUCAAAACUGUCGGGAGGGGGAAAAAAUGCCGCGCAAUUUGUCGGAGGCCGACAGGAAGAAGAAUCAGUUCGAUAAGGAGGAGAGGGUCCAUUUAUUGGCCAUAAUGAAGCAGUACGCCCCCCUGCUUGACAAGAGCGCGUCAACGUUGACACGUAAAAAGAUUUGGACGACGAUCGAGGACGAGUUCAAGAAGGCGGGAUUCACCCGAAAGACGUCCGCGCAAUUGAAGAAAUAUUGGCAGAACUACAAGUAUCAUUGCAAGAAGGCGACAGCGUUCAGAAAGGAAAAUAAAAAGUACAUAGAGUCGGAGGUGGCCGAGCCGCUCGAGUGGAAUCGAUACCAGGUUUUCGUAGAGAACCGUUCCCCGGCCAAAUUUUCGGACGUUCCCGGUGUGGUUCGAUCGUUGAACGAUCGCCCAUCGAAAUCCCCGAUUGAAUCAGGGUGCCGUUUCGGUGAAACGUACGAGGACGAUAAAGAGUCAUCUAGGAAAUUGAACACGUCGGAUGCUUUCAUUGAUCUGUCCCGGGUGAAAAUGGAACGGAGCGACGAUGGGACGGCUUCGAUCGAUUGCAAGAUGGAGGAGGCGAAUAAUUUAGAGAGUGCAAACGUGGAGGAGGAUUGUUUGGAGGAGAAGAAAGAGAUCUUCGUGAACGAGAGUCGCCUGCUUCCGCCCUCGUCCUCCUCCUCCUCGUCGUCCUCGGCCAACACCACCGAUUGCAAAACUACGUCGAAUCGUAUCGUUGUCUCCAACGCACAGAUUUCGAACAACAGCGUUACCGUGUCCGUGAUAUAUCCCGAGAACAAUAACGCCUACCUUCCCACGAGCACGGUGGAGGGAACGCUCGAAGUGCAUUCCAAGUGCGGUGGGACAAUGUCCGCGAGAAGGACAGGUAUACAACACCCUUUAUUCGCACCGAUGAUAUUUCAAACAAAGGAACGAACUUGCUCUCUCGAAUUUUUUUACCAUCUCAAAAAUAUCUUUCUUCGUUUCAUCCUGCUAAAUAUCUUUCUUUUUAUCGUUUUUAACGUUCGGUUAUUACAUUAUGAGGGUCUUUGGACUGGUCAAUUCUUGAGGCAAAGAUACAAAAAAACGUAUAAAAAUGUCGAUUUAGGUUUAUUUAUAAGAGAGGGAAUUAAUGCGAAUCUUAUUGCGAAUUUCGGUAUAGUACUUAUUUUUUAUAUUUUGGCAGACGCUCUAUGGAACGAGAGGUCGCAGAAAUCCACUUGCACAAAUUCGGCAAAAGUGCACGGUACAAACGCUGCCCACGUGACAGGAUUCGGUUAUCGCGAUGUAAUGGAGCGCAAUGGGGAUCGUGUGCGUUUAAACGAAAACAGCGAGGAAUGCGAUUCGUUCGAGUGUAACGCGAACGACGAGAAACAGAUCGGGGAAUUCCCAAAGGAGGAUUUCGUUGCGACAGAGAGCGACGAGAACGAGGGGGGCGCGGUUAAAGCAAGAAACUCUGGACCUAGGAACGAUCGUUUUGAAUCAAGGGGCUACGUCUUUCUAACGGAUUAUCGUAAUCGGCUGAAGCAUAGGUUGCUCUUGCAGCAGCUGGAAACAGAGGAGAAACGGUUGAAAAUAAAGAUUGCCGAGAUGGCGAUCCAAGAGGUGCAGCUGAGGAUAAAAGCAUUGAGCGAGGACAUGCGACGGACCGAGGAAUUGCACCGAUUGCACUUGGUGCGCGCAGCGGCCGGGGAUGCAAGCGUUCGGGUGGGCGAGUUUCCGAACAAUUCCUGAAAAGAAAAAGAAAAGAGCGAGGAAAGACGAUGGAGGAGAAGAAGGGGGACACGCGUUCACGUGUGCUUCAAAUUAUUUUUAUUAAUCACCAUCAUUAUCGUGUGUCAACGAUGUCGUCGUUAUUUUAGAAAAAACGCAUGGGACCAUACAAAAUAACAAUGCGCUUAGAUUUCGGUAACCGAGCAACGUUAUUUUUUUUUUUUUUUUUUACAAUCGCGAUAUUCUUCUCGCUUCGCCUGUUUUUUCCGUCAUCCGUCGUUAAUUAUUUAAUUCGAGAGAUCGAGACGGCACACACCGUCGGGAAUAAUUAGAGAACGGUUAAGAUGACAAGAUCAAUUACAUUAUUAUUAUUAUUUGCUUCUUUCGAUCCGUUAAUCUCUCUGCCUCGCCUAUAUAUAUAAUAUUUCUCUACUCACCGCAGUCGCGAUCAUCUCAAAAGCCGUCCAUUUUAUCUGCCAAUCUUGCCCGUUCGUUCCCUGCUCUCAUCAACUGCUUGUAACUAGCGAUUUUCCUUGUAUUUAGUGAUUGUUAAUAAUUAUCACAGAAAGUUCGUAAAACAAUGAUCUUUGAGUUACAUGUUGAUUCGUGUAGCCUCGUUUUGUAAGUAAGUUCGUUUUUUUUCUUCUUCUUCUUUUUGCGUGUAAGUAUAUACGCGAGUGUGGGUGUCUCUUCUGUUUGUUUCCUGUGUGUAUCAUGUGUAAGUAACGUAUACGUGUAGCGUGUAUCUAUCGAAAAUCGUCUCUUUUUUUUUCGCUAUCUUUCUUUCGCGUGUUUUCCUCGGUUUUUUCUCUCUUUCUUCGUUUUUUUCCCCCCUCCCCGUUCCCUUUUUUUCGAGAGAGUUUUACCGUACGCGUCCUAGACGGAAAAGUUUGUCACGUUGCUGUAAGUAGAGUAACAAUAGAUUAGCGUUUAGUAUAUAACUAACGGUAAUAGCGAUACGAGUAUAACGGCACGCAUUGGAAUAGCCCCUUUAACUUUGCAGCAUUUAAAAAUAUUAAGUGUUAACGCUAUAGUAGAAUAGUUUGUUUCAAUCAUAAAGGAGAGAAGAAGUUGAUUUUCUUAUUUAUGGGAUCGUCGGUACGCUGAGCGAGUGAGAGAAAGAGAGAGAGAGAGUGGAAGAGACGGGGACAAAGAGCAGAGACAAAAAAAGGGACCGAUCGAUAGUCAAAGAAACGCUCGGGAUCAUUUUCAUCUUUUUCAUAUAAGUGCUGUUUUCUCUCUCGUAGAGAAAAUUCCAUUUUUCCGUUUCGAUGGAAAAAAUUCGUGUCGUUUCCCAAACCAAGGGCAGAACGUUGUAAACCUUAUAAAGCCGUUUUGAUUGUCGCGAUUAUGUUGCCCGUCGAAUGGAAUUCGAACUCGAUAUCCCUUUUUUUUUUAUCACGCAUGACCAGAUUUCCUUUUCAUUGCGUUUCCAAACAUUAAUGUCAAACGUUUUUCUCCAAAAGAAGAGGAAGAACGUUUUGAUAGAGAUCGGUUUUUUUAAAAAAAAAUCUCUUUUUCUCUCUUCUCGAUGUCCUAUCUAUUAAUUUGAUAAAAUAGAAACAAAACUAUUGGGUUGCGCACGAACGUGUCGGGAUUCCGAAACUAGCCGAACGCAUACGAACGUAUCCGAGUGGAAUACGAACGUAAUUUAAUGCAAUAUGCACAGAGCUUCCGAGUCGUUAAACGCGCGAAAGUACAUAUCAGGAACAACGUGCAAACUUUAUUUUUUCUUUCCUUUUCUUUUCUAUUCUCUCUCGCUCUUUCUCUCUCUCUUUCUUUCUCUAUGCCCCACUCUUUUCUCAUUUUUGCUCUCUCUGACGAUCUACCACUUGUCUCGUACCAUUGGCAAGUCAAAGAGAGGAGAUUGUAGCUCGACGAAGCUCCACUACGAGAGAAUUUUUACACGGAAAGCAGCUAGAAAUUUCUCAUCUAAGCGGAAAAUUUUCAUUUCUUAUCGUUUAUUAAUCACCAUGAAAAUGUAAAAAUUACUUAAUUAAGUCAAUUCUCAGUCCGUGAUUCGCUGGUAUACGAACGAAUAUAAUUUAUAAUCCGAUUUGUCUCGAUCGUAUCGAGCUGCUUUUUCAUUUGCACGCGGCUUCGACUAAUCGAUAACGAAUUAUCGGUAAAUUCAGGUGAAUCGGUGAUUCUUAUUAUCUCGAAACGAUCAUCCAGCUGGAUAUUAUUUCUUGCAACUAUAAUAUACAAAGUUGAAAUAGAAGUUGAAAUGAAUAUGAAAGUAAUUGGAAAUUGUAUUUCUAAAUUCAAAAAUAAGUUUUUAAUGUGUACAAAUUAUACGAACGAUGAGAUAUCAAUUAAUUCGAUAGACUCUUAAAUUACGAAGUCGAGAAGGUUAAGAAUCUCCGAUAAAGAAAAUCUGUACUUGGCAUCUAAUCGAUACGAAUAACGACGAUAUUCUGAUAUAAUGAAAAAACGAUACGGAUAAAUAAACAUAAAUAUUUAAGUGUUCCGUAAAAGUUAAAUUAUUACAAACAUUUUCGAAUCAUUGUGUUGUAUAGGUUAACUUCACAAUCAUCGAAUAUAUUCCAUCUUGCAUUUCAAAAAACGUAAUUGAAAUUUUUAUCAUUUUUAUCAUUGUGUUUCUUACAAACACAUAGAACUUCCAUUUGUAAUGGAAUUAUUUUACACGUUCCAAUAGAAUGGCUGUAAUUCCAGAAAAACCAACAAUUUUAUCCUCGCAAGAUCCUUGUAAAAUAUACUUUGAAACUAAAUUCAAUAAUCGUAAAAAGUUAAAGUUCAAAUAUUUAUAUCAAUACGUCUCAGAGAGAUAAAGAAAUGCUAUAGGUGGAAUAUUUUCGUUUCAAAGAGACUUUAAAUAUAUCCUCGAGAAAAUUACAUACUUCUCAAAAUUUAUCGAUAAAGCAACGAGUCAAAAAUAUCAAUGAAAAUUGAAAAUUGAAUUUAUUCGAAUAAACUGAGAAUACUCAUCGUCGUAAACUCGUGAUCGACGAGUUGGUACAAUCACCUGGUUAUCAUCGCACUCUAUCCUUCGAAGUGAUCGCCUCUUCUUAGGCGGAUAUCGAUGGAUUUUUAAAAUUCAUUCGCCAAAAUUUCGUAAUCAUCAGCGUCUAACAAAGUUCUUCGAUUAUUGCUACUGUUUGACAACGAUCGAUCGAGUAAUUCGACAACAAGUAAUUCGUUCUCUCGCGUCCCUCUUUGUCUGUAUACGACAAACACGCCACUCGAAGUUAUUAAAUUCCGAGAAAUUAGUAAUUCGCGCAACGAAUUACGAUAAACGACUCGAGACGUGACGACGACUAUUUUUUGCGCAUGUCAUCGCGAGUCGUUUUUUCGAUUUUUUUUCGAAAAAAAAGCGCGUGCUCGACGCGUUGCCGAACGUAGCACGCAUACAGGUAUAUAUAUCAAACAUUUUGUGUCGCACGCGCGAAUCCAUAUUUUCUACGUCUACGCGUCUUUCUGUUAAAAAUGUAACCCGUUACCUUCGUUGCACCGUACGAUCACGGCGCAGAAAAACUUUUUCGAUUUGACAAGGAACAAGAGUAAAUUCUAAUUCUAUCUAAGAUCGUUUAAAGUUUCUUUCUCGCUACGGAUCGCAAGAUAGAUCAAAAGUUUUUUAUUACGUUCUAAUUGAGAAUGACUUUGUUGUACGAACGACAAAGGAGAAAUAUUUAUCUUUUUUUUUUUUUUUUUUGAAAACCUCUUCGAAUUUUUGCGAACGAUGGAAAUUAAUUGACGAAAAGAAGAAAAAAAUGUGUCAAAUAUUUUCCGUGUUGAUUUGUUGGAGAGAUAUACAUAUUUACUUUGUGUCAGAUUAUGUCAGGAUGCAACAAGUGACCUGUUAAACACUGUAGAUAUUGAAGUGAUGGAAAAAGGAGGAAUUUUUGGUUACCGUGAUAGAAGAUCGUUUGUAAAUUUUAACAAAUGGAGAAGAAAUGGGAAGAAUGGGAAAAGGAAAGAGGAAGAAUGGAAAGAGAAAAUGGAAGGCAGGGAAGGAAUUUUAUGGCUCGAAGAUAUUUUAUUCGUCGAUUAAAGUUUCGUACGCGCGGCGAGGUAAGAAAAAGAAAGUAUCAUAGCUUCGAGCUAAGAUUUCAAAGGAUUUUUCACCGCAAACACAUAUUUUACUCCGUUGUAUAUCUUUACUUGCUCGUUCGUUUCUUCCGCCAUUUCAUACAUCGCUUCGCGAAAUUUAUACAAGUCGUAAAAACUAUGUCACAGUGCAUAUUCUAAUAACGCAAAAGGACUUCAGUGACUGAUUUCAAUCCCAACUUGAAGUUGAAACUUUGCGAAGUUUGAAAAAUUCUAUUCUUUUGAAACUCGAAAUUAUCGAAACUUAAAAUGCUUAUUUUUUUCUAGUUGUUUUAGUCUUUUUUAAGAAAAAUCUUCUCUAUUAAAAAUUAAAAUUAUAAUUUUUAAAAUUCCUCAAAAUUUAGUUUGUAAAAAAUUAAAUUAAAGUUUAAACAUAUUCAAAUUUUAUGGAUUAUUAGAGAUUAAAUGAAAAUGUUUUUAUAUCGUCACAAAAUUUUUCGCAAAUUUUAAAUUUCAAAAUUAUCAAAAAGUUUCUCGAUUCGAGAAUUUCUUAAGAUUUUCAAGAUUUUCGAUCCAAUAUCCCUUAAACAAACUCUCAAUAUACAAUAAAGUUCUAAAUUGCAAAAUAUCCAAUUUAUAAUUAAAUGUAUUAAAAUUCUAUUUAAACAACGAUUUAAACAAAUUUGUCAUUCGUCUCGCACGAGAAUCCAGCACGAAACGAAAUUUUCUCGUAAAUUUCAUCGUGCACGAGGGUGGAAUAACGAGGAGAAGCGCAACGAAUCGUGAAUAAAUCGGAAAAAGACCAAAGCGAUCGUAAGAAGAUGGGCAAAGGGUGAUAUUUGCGGAUAUAGUGGUAUCGAAUGUUUUCACGUGAGUCUAAUAGAAGACGGCGACGAAGGAAGAAUAAUGGGAAGUUUGCCAAUAUCGAGAGAUUUUUCAUUGGCCGUCAAGCGAAGAUAGCGUUGGGGAUUUUAGCGAGGAGGUCGCGCAUGCGCCUCCACUCUAGUUACUAAAUAUUUGUUGGAUGUAUAGAUAUAUAUCGACCGAUAUAUAGAUAUCCGAUGUUAAUAUAAUCGACGAAAGAGGGCGAGUUCUCCGCUAUGAAUAUCGGCUGUGAGCGCCAUUUAAAAUUGAUGCGAUCGCAUGAAGGGUUGCGCGUCGAUUUAACCGAUUAAAGUUGCAAGACCGAGGGAUUAUGGCUAAUUGAGAAGACUAUUACUCGAAAUGGAAUUUUAUUUCUUGUUUUUAGGAAAAUUUCUUCAUCUUUUUUAUUAUUUUGUCGAAAGAAUAUAAAAUAUAUCGCAAGAUAGUGAUUUUAAGAACGAUGAAAUGUAAAAAUUGUGCGAAAGAAUAACAAGAAUGUUUUAAUCCGUUUAUUUAUAUGAAUAAAUUGAAUAAUCUAUUGAGAAAUCGUUGUGAAAUAGAUAAAAAAUGUGAAGUAUUUUAAAAUCAGAUUCAAGAAGAUAUAUCGGAAAAACUUGUUAAAAAAAUUUAUAUCAAUUCUGAUAUUUUUAUACGCGAAUAUUAUAAACAUUUAUUCCACUCAAAAAUAUUCGCAAUGAUAUUCAUGGAUAAAUCGAUCAAAUCAACGAGAAAAAAAAUCGAAAUACCUAAAUAAAUUAAAAAUAAACUAGAGCGAAUGAACUAGAUCUAAAAAAAAAAAUCACUUGAUUUAUUCAAAGUAUUAUUUAUCACCGACUGUAAUCCCUGGGGCGUAUACAGAAGCAUGCCUCGCAUAUCCGAAAUUAUAAUUUUCGUCUGUUAUUCAUACAUGUACAUAUAUACAUAUAAGUGUACGCGACAAGACGGCGACAGUGACGACGAUGGCGGCAUAAUUUAUGUAAUGGCGCAAACAUCCACGAAACGAACGAUAUCCCUCUAAACGAACAUUCCGCGCAUUACCAUUCUAAACCACGAAAAGUUUGAAUCCGAGCGGAAAGUUUUCGAUUCGAGUGCGCUCGUUAAGCCAAAACGCGAAAAGUUGUUUGGUUUUUCGAAAACAUUUCACCGGUUGUAAACUCGGUACAACCUCGGUAUAAUGACGAUCGAUGGCUAGAGCGCACUGGGAAAGCACACAGGAAAAGUUACGGUGCAAAACGAUUGCUAUUGAUUUUACGGAAAAAAUUUUAAAGCCGAUUUUGAGCUUGUUUGAAAUAUAGGUAAUACGAAAACAUAGGUUUUUAAUAAACCGGGCGAAUUUAGGUAAACUUGCGUCGAAAAUAAAUGCAAUACCUCGUGAAAUUUUCAAAAAAUUCACUUUGUAACACAUUGUUACACGAGCCUCGUUCACUGAUGGAAAAAUAUAAAAGAAAGAUUCGUAAACACGAUGUAUUUUAAUUUAUAUUUUUACUUUGAAAAUAAUGGAGAACGGAAGACUGCAUAUUUAGGUUUAUAAGUCGAUUGAAAUGCGAGAGCUACAAUAAGAAUUUAAUUGUUAUGUAAAAAUAUGCAUAUACCACUGGUAUAUUAAUAAAGAAAAUUGGAGAAUAUCACGAAAGGAAAAAUGUAAAAAGCAUGUGUAAUAUAUUAAUGUCAAGUGCUUUCAUGAUAGAAAUUUCUCGGGGAAUAAGUUUCGAGAAGUGAGCGGGUAAGAUUAAUCGUUGUUUCGGAAUUGUUUGCUAUAUAAAGAGCGGUCGUUAUGCCGCUGAAUUAACCCUUCGAGGACUAUUUGAGCAAAAGAGUGUGUUUUAUCGUCGAUAUUCGGUGUGAAAAUAUAAUUAUGUCGACUGUAAAUUAAUUAUUUCUGAAAAUAUGGUGCGAGUGGUUUGCUCGAGACGGAAAAAUAUCAAAGAAUGCGAAUCAAGGGGAAAUAUAUCUACAAGUUUAUCAAUAUCUGAAGGCAGAUGGCGUGAAAUUGCACUAUAACGAACUUUAAUAAGCGACACGUAUUAACGAGCCGCUUAAACUUCGUUUCACUUUGCUAUAAACUUAGUGGUGCGCGCGAAUUUUCAAAAUCGUGGAAUUCCGUGGAUUGAAUCGGCCGAGCUUAUCCGAAAGUAUCCGAAUGCGACCGAAGAUCACCGAACGAAUUGUUGGCCACUUUUUAUUAAUAACACCAAAAAAUAUUUUUCUUUUUAAUGCAAUCGUUAUUUCGAGAAUUACGUUACGAACAUUUCUCCAUAGUCAAUUUCGAAAUAAUAUCUCAAAGUUUCAUACGUCUAUCAGAGAAUUUUAAAGAAUCUGAAAUUUCUCAAUGGAAAAGAAUCAAAGAGAUUCAAGAUCCAUUCAAAUCAGAACACGAGCUUUUUGGAGAUGCCCCUUUUCACGAUUGCAAUUUCUCGUUUUGCUACCAUUGAAACGAGAAAUGAUAUCGUAGGUAAUGUAAAGAUGUAAACGAGAAAGGGAGAAGUUUCUAUUCCGCAAUCAUCGAUAUCACUCUCCUCUUUGCGUUUCAAUUUUCCUUGACUACGUAUCGAACUUUUAGAUGUAAAUAUCCUUCCAACGACUCAUUUACCAUGUUUAUCAGACUGCCAAUUUUUAAUGCGUCCAUGUUAAAUGAAGUUUUUAUUUAACUCUCCAAUAUUUCUUUUUUUCUCUCUCUCUUUUUCCAGAUAAAAAGUAGAAGUCGGGCGCAUGAUAGGCCACAUGAAUCUGUAAAUAGAUAAAAGAGAAAUCGAAAAACGAGAAGAGAAGGUGCAACGGAAAACGUUGUGCAGAUAGAAGGAAAACGGUUGAGAAGUAUCCAGGUGAACAUUGUAAAAUCGAAGUAAAUUUUCUCGUCGAUCCGCUGUUUUGCCUUUUUUCACGAUAUCAGAUACCGCAGCCGGAAUCCCCUGAAUCUUUCAUAGAUCGUCUUUGUCUGCGAACCGGAAUACGUUUAAAUCGUAAUUCGUUCGACUGAUUUUUUAACGAGAUACGGACCCCCUCGGAGAUACGAAAAAAUACGUAACGUCUUCGCGAAAAAUUUCUCCCUUUGCACCUCUUUGAAACGCCGAUACGUGCGAGGAAUAUUCGAUUGCAUUUGAUAGUAGUUUGGAUUCCUCGUGGAAAAUAUUAAACGAAUGAGGGCGAGGCGAACGAAUCUGCUUCCCCUUUUUCUCUUCAACCCUUCCUCGAUAUAUCGUUUCGACGUCCAUUUUCGAUUCUGCAAACUCUUGUAGCGCGAAAGGGUAACAAAUAAGGGACGAGUUGAAACGUGAUUCUUAGAUUCUCGAAUUUUUCGAAACGUUCGUGAGAAAUAUCCAGAACGAUUAUUUUUUUGCACAAAGAAUAAUAAUUUUUCAAAUUCUCAUAAUCAAUGCAGUAAAACGAUUUAAUUGCAAUAAUUUAUCUUCUCGACGAAAGAUCCAAUUUUUAUACGUUUUUUCUUUUUAUCUGUCUCAAUCAGUUUCGAUGUUUCAAUUGAACUAUCCCUCGUAAUAAGAUUUAAUUUUUUUUUUUUUUUACCAACUAUCAGAGGAAAGAGAAUGCAAAGGAUCAAAGAGACGUGGAUAAAAAUGUGUUUUUUUUUCGAAGGAGGUAUUUCAAUGCGAAUUCGCAAGAGAAAAGAAUAACCCUUGAGUGCGCUUUUUCUUUUCCCUUUUUUCUUUUGUCACGACCAUUCUCUUCUUCUUUUUUCUGGAUUCAUCGUAUUACACGCGUAUUCGUAUUCGACCAACGUUUCGCAAAAAAAAAAAAAAAAAGAAAGAAAGAAA
Messenger RNA from Apis cerana (Asiatic honeybee), 10461 nucleotides. RefSeq lists its product as uncharacterized. The record is from RefSeq and is a predicted model, not a curated record. Lineage: Eukaryota; Metazoa; Arthropoda; Insecta; Hymenoptera; Apidae.